AGUUUUGCUUUGACACACAUGUAGGUCACUGGAGCAGGAAAAUGCAUAUACAUAGCGUAUACAUUUGUGCUGCAAUAAUACUUUCCAUUGCGCACCACUCUCUUUCAUCUGAAAAUCAGACUAUCAUUAAUAAUGUUACUAAAACUGAAAAUAAUGACUUAAAUCUGACUCAGAAUGUUAGUUUGGACAAAGCAAAACCCACCAAUGCGUCCCUUGAGGAGAAUACUGAAGCGCAAAGCAGUAAAGACGGACAACAAGACAACACAGAGGCUCAUGGAAAAGCAGACUGUCCACCAUUGGGUUUGGAGUCUCUGAGAGUCUCUGAUGAUCAGCUGGAGGCUUCCUCGUCUUUGAGCAUUGGGCUGGGUCCUCACAGAGGCCGUCUUAAUAUACAGUCUGGUAUAGAAGAUGAUGAUGAAUAUGAUGGUGCGUGGUGUGCCGAGAUGGAGGAUCAAGAACAGUGGUUGCAAGUGGAUGCUCUCAGACCAACUCUGUUUACUGGGGUCAUCCUACAGGGCAGAAACUCCAUCUGGAGAUUGGACUGGGUCCGCACUUAUAAGGUGCAGUUCAGUAAUGACUCAUUGGUUUGGCAGCCCUGCAUGAACGGAUCAGAGGAGGCAGUGUUUGUUGGGAAUGGAGAUCAGGAGACUCCGGUUCUGGCUUUGUUCCUUGAGCCCACAGUGGCUCAGUAUAUCCGCAUUAACCCACAGACGUGGUUCAGCAACGGCACAAUUUGCCUCCGGGCUGAAGUGCUGGGUUGCCCAGUGCCAGAUCCCGACUACCCACAAUUUUCCGGAUCCUCGGACGAUUUAGACUUCAGACACCACAAUUACAACGAGAUGAGGAAGCUAUUGAAGUCUGUAAAUGACGAGUGUCCAGAUAUCACACGGAUCUACACUAUUGGAAGGAGUUACACUGGACUGAAGCUGUAUGUUAUGGAAAUAUCUGAUAACCCAGGAAAACAUGAACUUGGUGAACCGGAGUUCCGCUAUGUCGCCGGGAUGCAUGGAAAUGAAGUACUGGGCCGUGAGCUCCUGUUAAACCUCAUGCAGUAUAUCUGCCAUGAGUAUAAGAAAGGCAAUCAGCGUGUCAUACAGUUGGUGAAAGACACGCGCAUCCACCUGCUGCCAUCUAUGAACCCGGAUGGAUAUGAAAAAGCGUAUGAGAAGGGCUCAGAACUCUCUGGUUGGGCUCUUGGACGCUUCAGCUUUGAGUAUAUCGACAUGAACCAUAACUUUCCUGAUCUAAACAACAUCAUGUGGGAUGCUCAGGAGAUGGCCACGGACAAGAAGAGAGUGAGCAACCAUUACAUACCCAUGCCGGAGUACUACACCUCAACCGCUGCAUUAGUUGCCCCAGAGACCCGUGCUGUUAUUAGCUGGAUGCAAGACAUACCAUUUGUUCUGAGCGCCAAUCUGCAUGGAGGAGAGCUGGUGGUCACAUACCCUUUUGACUGCACACGUGAUUGGAUCCCUCGCCAGGACACGCCCACCGCAGACAACGAUUUCUUUCGUUGGCUGGCUGCCGUCUAUGCAUCCACCAAUUUAGUGAUGUCAAACCCGAAUCGGAGGACCUGUCACUGGGAAGACUUUCAGCAGCACAACAACAUCAUCAAUGGAGCUGAUUGGCACACUGUUCCAGGAAGUAUGAAUGACUUCAGUUACCUCCACACUAACUGCUUUGAAAUAACUGUGGAGUUGUCCUGUGAUAAGUUUCCUCAUGCCAGUGAGCUUCCUGUUGAAUGGGAGAGCAACAAAGAGUCUCUCCUUCUGUACAUGGAGAAGGUGCACAGAGGUAUAAAGGGCGUCAUCAGGGACAAGGACACUAAAGCUGGAAUUGCAAAUGCUGUCAUUAAAGUGGAAGGGGUGGACCAUGACAUAAGAUCUGCUGCAGAUGGUGAUUACUGGCGUUUGCUGAAUCCAGGUGAAUAUAAGAUAAUCGUGUGGGCAGAAGGCUACUUUCCCCGGAUCCGACACUGCAACGUCGGGUCAGAGGCCCGUCCGACCAUCUGUGACUUCACCCUUACUAAGACUUCCCAGGAUCGGCUCAAACAGAUCCUAGCACAAGGACGUAAAAUCCCCAGGGAUGAUCAGGUACGAAUCCGUGCCUUGCGAAUGCGCAAACUCCGUGUCAGCACCAAGAUUCUCAACCGCCGUCGAGAGCAGCAGCAGCGUCUUAACAAAGUCAAAACGAAAUGAACUUGUAAGAUAUUGACCCAGUCUGUCACAGGUUGAGAGACAUUGAACUGUUACAUAACUCACUGCAAAGCUUUCUGUGCAAUCAUAGUAAGAAAUCACAAUUUUUUUUGUGUAAUGAGAAUAAUGUAGAAGUCAAUGACAUGCAAGUUAGUCAAGUGCAAUUAAAGGAAUAGUUCACCUAAAAAUGUUUUUUUUUUUGUUACAAACCCUGCAAAAUUUCUUUGUUCUGAUGAACACAAAGGAAGAUAUUUUGAGAUGUUUGUAACCAAACCGUUCGCAGACUCCAUUCACUUCCAUAGUAUAAUACUAUGGAAGUAAAUGGGGUCCAUGAACGGUUUGGUUACAAACAUACAUUUCUCAAAACAUCUUUUGUUCAUUAGAACAAAGAAAUUUAUAUAGGUUUGUAACAACAUGAGAGUGGGUAAAUGAUGACAGAAUUUUCAUUUUUGGGUGAACUAUCCCUUUAAGGAUUGAAAGCUACAGGUUUCUCUUGUUUAACAUGAGCACAUGUGAAUGUUUCUUUACCACUACUACAGAUUUCUGUGAAUGUCUCUUAUAGGAAGAUAAACUGAGGUUGUAGCUGGUUUUCUACACUCAGAUCAUGAUGAUAGAGUGCCGCAGGGACAUCUUUUUGAAGGCUAACCUAGAAGUUAGCAAGACACUGGUUUCCUCAAAGUAAAGCCUAUUUAUUCUUUCCAUAAAUUUUUGGAUUAUCGACAAAAUUCCCUCUCCUUUAUUCAAAUAUUACAUUGACAGAACACAUGCUGGGUUAAAAAUCACCCCAAAUUACCCAAACUUGAGUUGUUGUUAUGCAAUAAUGUGUUAUAAUAACCCAGCAGUAAGAUUAAAACAACCCAGCAUUUGGUCAAUUUUAACCCAGCAGUGUGUUUUGUCCAAUAUUUAACGAACACGGCUUAAAAAUAACCCAGCCAUUUUUAGAGUGUGUGUUUAACAAAAGCUUGACACGUUUUGUCUAACAAGUUAGUCUUCACAGAUGAACACAACUUUGGUAACACUUUACAAUAAGGUCGUAUUUGUUAACGAUUAGUUAAUGCAUUAAAGGAGACAUUUCACAAGACCUUUUUAAGAUGUCAAAUAAAUCUUUGGUGUCCCUAGAGUACAUUUAGUUUUAGCUUAAAAAACCAUAUAGAUAAUUUAUCAUAAUAUGUAAAAUUGCCACUUUGUAGGUGUGAGCAAAAAUGUGCCAUUUUUGGCUGUGUCUUUUAAAAUGCAAAUGAGCUGAUCUCUGUACUAAAUGACAGUGCCAUGGUUGGAUAGUGCAGAUUAAGAGGUGGUAUUAUCCCCUUCUGACAUCACAAGGGGAGCCAAAUUUCUGUGAGCUAUUUUUUCACAUGCUUGUGAAGAAUGGUUUAUCAAAACUAAGUACUGGAUUGAUUUUUUUCACAUUUUCUAGGUUGAUAGAAGCACUGGGGACCCAAUUAUAGCGCUAAAACAUGUAAAAAGUCAUUUUCAUGUCCCCUUACUAACAUAAACUAACAAUGUACAGUAAUUCUACAGUAUUUAUUAAUCUUAGUUAAUGAUAAAUUCAGUAAUUACUAAAACAUUUGAAAAUACAAGCGUUGUAGUGUUGUUUCUAGUGAACGCAUUUACACUUAACAAAUUUUUAUUCAUCUGUGAAGAUUAACCUAUUGGACAAAACGUGUAGGUGUCAAAACACUUUUGAUGUGUAAAAAUUCUAUGUGGAAAAUGAAUGGGCUGAUUAGUAAGGAACCAGUGUCCUGCUAACACUUCCAGGGUUGGCCUACAAAAAUAAUCACUGCGUUACUCUAUAUUGAUAUUACUAAAAAGCUAAUAAAAGAUUUUACAGUA
Molecule: messenger RNA, 4028 nt
Organism: Paramisgurnus dabryanus
Lineage: Eukaryota; Metazoa; Chordata; Actinopteri; Cypriniformes; Cobitidae
Gene: cpxm1a
Product: carboxypeptidase X (M14 family), member 1a
Biological process (GO): proteolysis
Molecular function (GO): zinc ion binding; metallocarboxypeptidase activity
Source: RefSeq, a predicted model, not a curated record